AUAUCGUUCCAGGCCAAAGGUGUUUUAUAUAAUUAACAGACCGGCAUUCUGCGUGCAGGUCCGCAUGGCAGCCGCGUGGCCGGUUCCCUGCCCUGUGCGCGUGGGCACCGUCAGAGACGGAGGCAUGGCCGCGCGCCUGCACCAGCACACGCUGGACAGGAAUCUGCGCAAGAUGGAGAAGCUGCUCAAGAAAGGGGUGAACGUCGACUGUGUCAAUCACCUUGGCCAGACGGCCCUGUUCUGUGCUUCUCUCCUGGGUCUGACCGGAGCUACAGAGCUGCUCCUGCAGUACGGCGCCGACCCAAACCACCGCUGCGCAGACAUGAGCACCCCCGUGCAUGCGGCUGCGUUCUCCUGCAACCCCGGGCUACUGGCGGCGCUGCUGGACGCCGGUGGCGACCUAAGACUUCACGACCACGAGGGUCGGCUCCCCCAGGAUUGGGCGGAGGCCGGCGCACAGGAGCACAGUCCCAGGAUGCUAAGCUUCCUGAGGAGCUGCGUGUCGCACAUGAACAGCCUUUUGCAGCCGGUCCAGCCCCAAGCCCUGCAGCCAACGGGCUGCCACUCCUGCAAGUCUCUCUUGCACUCCCCCUCCUUCCUGAACCUCCUAAGACCCAGCGGUUCAGACCUUCACACAAGCUCCAAGGCGACCACCUCCGACGCUGUCCAGUGUUAUGGCUUCGGGAAGUUGUGGUUGGACCGGCCACAGAAGCUUCUAGGCUUGCUGGCCUGCAUUCCCCUGAUCUCCGACGGCGACCUUGGGCAGGCGGAGGAUGAACCUUCUCUCUCAUACUCCUGCAGUUCAUUCAUUAAUAUGAUCAAUUCCAGCUGGAAAGGCUGCCGCGUGACAGUGAAGGAGCUGAAGACCCGCCUGGUGUCACAGUGCGCCGGUCAAGAUGGCUACCAGGACCAGCUGAUCGCGGAGCAGGCGUACUGCUGCCGGCUGUCCCACCCGCACCUUCUGCAGCUGCUGGCCGUCAGUAAGUCCGCUGACCUGCUUGGCGUCCGGCUGGUGUUCGAGAGGGUACACGUGGGGUCCCUCCACAGCCUCCUGCACCAGAGGCGGGCUGAAGUUCCUGUGCUCCAGACGGGAGCGCUGCUCACCAUCGUGCUGCACGUAUGCGAGGCCCUCCUGUUCCUGCAUGGCCGGGGGCUGGUCCUGAGGGCCCUGUCUUCCCACAGCGUGCAGAUCGUCCACCCCGCGGUGGCCAAAGUCACUGGGCUUAGCUUCAUGGUGCCCAGCGACGAGGGCCGUGGCUCUCACGGCGGCACCCACCCACCCCUCCCCCCUGAGCUGUACAACUGGGCCGCUCCGGAGGUCAUCAGGUUGAGGUCCUGCACUGGCAAGGCUGACCUGUACAGUGCCUGCACUCUCAUUCAGGAGUUCUACACAGAUGCGGUGCCGUGGGGUCCCGUGGACCCCUCCUGGAUCCAGCAGGCGGUGGAUUCCGGCGAGUCCCUGGCCAUCCACCCCGCUGUGCCUCAACCCUAUUACAGCCUGGUUAGCACCUGCCUGCAGGCCCAGGCACAGGAUCGAACCAACAGCCUGCAAGACCUCCGCUACCUUCUCUGCCGCGACAUCCGGGAGCCGUCUCGGAGCUCGUGGAGGGAAAGUGGCCUGUAUCCGGAACCGGCAGGCCUGAGUUUACCGGGCUGGGGACUGGAGUUUGCAGAGGACCGGCCUCACCGCCGCACUGUGAGCAAGGAGUCGGAGCAGGUGCCGCAGAUGGGACUGGCCGACAACUUGCUGGACAGAGAAAUGCAGAACCAGCUCUGGCAGAUGGACCAUCUCCUGGACAGGGAGGGAGGGGGAGUGAAGAAUCAGUUGCCAGGGAUGGACCUGAGGGGAGAGACGGCGGAGGGGCAACACAUCUCCUACCGUCACCCGGAUCCGGGCAUCCUGGACGAGGCUGGUUCAGUGGACGACUCGGCGAAGAGGGAGCAGAUCUCCAGGCACAUGGGAGCCAUCGUGCUGAACCUGAAGGUGUCCCAGGCGCUGAUGCAGCAGUCUGAGGCCAGUCUGCUGGCCGUGGAGAUGCGUGAGGGAGGUGCGACUUCCAGCAGCUCCUGGGACGCGCGUGGGUUCGAUGAGGUGGAUGGCCCGUGCCCAGACCAGGUCGCCAGAGGUGGGGGUGUUUUUGGUAGGGCUGUGGGGCCUCCCCUGUGUUAUCACCCGCCACUUUGUGAUGUCCUGGAAGAGGACGAGUGGGACCACAAGGUGCAAGACCCUAGCUGUGGGAAUGAGGAGCCCACGUGUUACUUUUCGGCGGAGGAGGACGUGUAUGCUGAUGUACUUCAGGUGAGCGCAAACUCCAGAGGAGGUCAGAGGGUAGGAGGUGGUCUGCAGCGAGCUGGGACACGGGGACGUGAGGACAGUUUGUGGACAGUUCUUCUGGGCUGGGAUUCCCUCCUCUGCAGGAAGUCUGCGUUUCCCGGAGCGACGGAUUCAGGGAGGCCCAGAGAGUCCAGCGGCCAGGCCGAGUGGAAGACCGAGGUCUCGGCGGCGGUGGCCCGGAUGACGCGGGGACGCUUGGCUGGUCCCAGGAGUUUCGAGGGCAGGGGGACAGAGGAGCUCCUCUGGAGUCAUGACUCCCAUAGACCUGGGACAGAGAACAGUGACCCGGAGACCCUCCUCAACAGCUUUGCAGGCCUCCAGAGCGAGAGUGAGGAGGAGAGAGACCUCCUCGCUGUCACCGGAAUGUUCCAGGCCCCACUACUGGGUGCUGCACAGGAGUCUUCAUCCGAGUCAGAGAGCAUUGGAUCCCCAGUGGAGUCCUUCAGCGUGUUCCUCACCCCAAACCCAAGGCAUUCGCAGUCGCCCAGCUUGGAGCUGGACCUGGAGGCCACAGAUGGGGUUUGUCAGCCUGGAGCGGGAGGAGCAACAGAGGAGGCCGGGCUUAGAGGACGAAGGUUUGCAGUGGAGGAAUCCGCAGAAGCGAGGCCUUACCCAGCCAGCCCUGGUUCUUUUCCGGCUGCUGGCAGCUGUCUCUCAGACUUGGCUGAGCUGUCCAGCAUCACGUGUUCACCUGGGCAGCAGCAGGAGCGGGCAUGCCAGGCCCUGGGGUCCCCCGCUGUCAGCCGACGCCACUCGCUUUGCUACAGCACCCCCCGCAGCCCAGUGCAAAGCCCUAGAUCCAGGGCGGCCGGCAGCCGCGGUGACCCACCUCCACACCUGGAGAGGCCGCUUAACGCCACCUCCUGGACCGGCCCCCCCACCAUGGACACCUUCGCUACUGCCAGCACUUCCACAGUGGCUAGUGACAUACCCAGCAUGCAGCAGUCCCCCCCACAGACUGACACCAUCUCAUCCCAUGUGGGCGAGAGUGGGACCACAUGGGUGUCAGAGAGCCAAGAUAAUAAUGAGCCUGGGACAGGCCCAGAGCAUGACGACCAAGUGAAGGCGGGCGAUCCGGAAAGUUCUCCCUCCAGUGAUACCACCUCACCCAGCUUGAGCUCCACCCCCGAGAAGGUGCUGGACACUUCAGUGGACCUUGCUAAAGGUGACCACUCUGCCGCUGCUCACACCACCCUCAAGGAGAGUGGGUCUGCACACAGCAGCCAGGGAACAUGCUGCCCCACAGGAGAUCACAGUUUGCUGGAAGACACAGUCCAACGGGUGCAUUCGACGUUGGACGAGAUGCUGCAUGACAUGCUGCUGGAACAGGCUGCUGGAGAGAAGGUGGCAGGAAGUGCCACUUCAGUGCUCCAGAUUGUGCCGCAACAUUAGUUACGUUGAGCUCGGAAUGUCAGAGGUGGGAUUCACAAAUAAUGUUCCAUGAUACUCAUUAAUGACUUAAAAUGAAGUUCCCUUGUAAUAUGCAGUCGAACUUGCCCACAUAAAUUUACGAAUCUUAUUUACAAUCUACCCGUCCUUUCAUCUUAGCGGCUUUCCCUGGUGAGAAUUGCACUACUUGACAUAAUACGUAAAGAUGAAAGAUGUCAUAUUACUAUUCAAAUGUUUAUUGUAAAAAAUAUAUGAACUUGGCCAUGGAAGUCACGCGCAGCUGAUUGAUGCACUGAAGUUUUGGCUCAUGUUUCGUGCAUCAGAACUAUCUGCAUUUGAGUCCGACAGGGAAGGGGUAGGGAAGGAAAAGAACAACAUGGAGUCUAGGAAGACGUCACAGUCUGGUGACGCUGUACCUUCAGUACCCGGGACCACAAGUCCUGGGAAAACAGCAUCCACACCAUGACGAAUACAGAUGUGUUGAAGAAGAACAAGGCUGAGAAGAUGAACAUGGAGAGAAGCUGGAGGCCAGAGGGAUCUGAAGACGACCUCAGUGGUCCUUACCAUACGACCUUACCAGUGGUCCUUGUGAAUGGUUCUUUAUAGCAUGACAUUAUAUUUGUAACCAUUCACAGCAAAGACACUAAUCCCAAUUUUUCCAAAGUAUUUUCUUGAAAAUGACAUGUGCAUUGUAAUAAUAGAAAAAAAUCCAUAUGGUGUAACUUACAGGCAGUGACUGUCCUGGGUGAGAUUCCCGCAAAAAGUCAAAGUGGUCCAAAGCAAGCACUGCUCAAAUGAACCCAUUCCCAGCAGGGUACAAGAAAACAACCACCUUCAGUAUUAUCAUCACUCCUUGUUUGUGUUUAGACUUUAAAUCGGUGUUAAUGUUUGUAUUCUCUCAUUGCAGUUUCAUUGUUAUUGAAUUGUUUGCUCUUACAUCAUGCCGUUGCUCCUUAUCAUAGCUUGAGUUCCUUGUACUUUACAGUGUAACGUAAUGCAGCAUUGCAUAUUUAUAAGCAGUACAUUUCAUUGGGUGUCCGAAGAAACCUUUUGGACACAAGUUGAAGGACUGUGAUUUUUUUGUGAUGCUGUGCGUGUAGUUUGAGAGUUUUGUUUAGUUUACUGCUCACUGACUUUCUCAGAAUUUCUCUUCAUAUUGUUGUAUUUAAAUGAGAUGUGAGCUGUUCUCCAUUUAAAUGUCAACACAACUUUUUUCCAAAUAAACACCUUAACACCCAUUGUGUUUUUCCGUGUUGUUCAUAGGCUAUUUCAUUUUUUAAGCAAUUGCUCUUCCUAUUUUAAGCCACUUAACCUUUUUAACUUAGCGUGGAUAUACACAAACUCUGAGAAAACAUGGUUGUGACAACAUGACGUGUAGUUAUACAGUGUUUGGUUAAAAUGCUUUUAAAGGUGUUGAAAUAAAUG
Molecule: messenger RNA, 5149 nt
Organism: Brienomyrus brachyistius
Lineage: Eukaryota; Metazoa; Chordata; Actinopteri; Osteoglossiformes; Mormyridae
Exons: 27
Coding region: 65-3727 (1220 amino acids)
Biological process (GO): male meiotic nuclear division; protein phosphorylation; mitotic sister chromatid separation
Cellular component (GO): intercellular bridge; midbody; kinetochore
Molecular function (GO): ATP binding; protein binding; protein kinase activity
Source: RefSeq, a predicted model, not a curated record